AUGACUGCUGUUUUAACAGAACGAGAAGUGAUUUCGGAUUUUUUAGAACUGUACAAAUCUUUUACAUGUUUAUGGGACAUUACUUCUAAGGAGUACUGCAACAAGGAUGCAAGAAAUCAGGCGCUUGAGUUAUUAAAAGAAAAGUUAAAAAUAAUAGACAAUGACGCUAGUAUCGCAACUGUAAAAAAGAAAAUUGAGAAUAUGAGAGCUGCAUACAAAAGAGAAUUUAAAAAGGUACAAGAUAGUAAAAGAACUGGUGCUGGUCUAAAAGAUAUUUAUGUGCCAUCUUUAUGGUAUUUUGAAUACCUAACAUUUCUAAAUGAAAAAGAAAACUCAAAUAUAAGUGGAAGUGACACUAUCGAUUUCAAAAGUGAUGAUGAGGUAUCUGAAACACAAAGCAUUGUAAAUGAACCAUCAACUACAUUGGGUAAGAAACGACGUGGUACAAAGUUGCAACAACAACAACAAACGUUAAUUGAAAGCGCACAACAUUUAAUGUCUAAAGUAGAUAGCCCAGAAGACAUAUAUGGAAAAACUAUAGGAAUACAGUUAACAGAAAUGACUAAAACUCAAAAAUGUAUUGCUGAAAAGUUGAUUUUAGAAGUUAUUUUUUACGGAAAAUUGGAAAAAUUGACUUUAUGUUCAUCAAUUUCAUUAAGCGCCUAUGCUAAUUCUUAUAACUAUUCAACACCAUCACCUAGUUCUACAAUGAUUUCUUUGCAUUCAGACACUUCUCAUACUUCACCAGUAACAACCAUGCCAAUUCCUAUAUCAAAUGACAUACCAAAUGAUUCAAAUAAUAUACAACAUUCAUAUAAUGUGAAUGAAUUUUUAUUAUUCAAGAAUCUGUAA
Messenger RNA from Rhopalosiphum padi (bird cherry-oat aphid), 852 nucleotides. RefSeq lists its product as uncharacterized. Lineage: Eukaryota; Metazoa; Arthropoda; Insecta; Hemiptera; Aphididae. The transcript has 3 exons. The record is from RefSeq and is a predicted model, not a curated record. The coding region runs from base 1 to 852 and encodes 283 amino acids.